Acanthochromis polyacanthus (spiny chromis) is the source of this 3757-nucleotide messenger RNA. RefSeq names its product mitoferrin-2-like. Gene Ontology annotation, biological process: iron import into the mitochondrion. Gene Ontology annotation, molecular function: ferrous iron transmembrane transporter activity. Gene Ontology annotation, cellular component: mitochondrial membrane. The record is from RefSeq and is a predicted model, not a curated record. The transcript has 4 exons. NCBI's taxonomy places the organism in Eukaryota, Metazoa, Chordata, Actinopteri, Pomacentridae. Bases 187 to 1404 code for a protein of 405 amino acids.
ACCCACUGGCGGUGUGGUCUCCCGGUUCCCGGACUAACCACAGCUGCCUGCCAGCCGCGCAGUUGCAGCGACCCGCCAAGACUUUCUCCCACCUUCUCCGGGGUGGUCAUUAAGCCGCUGGGAAGACGACACCAACAAGCGGGUCGCCUGGUCCAGUACACCUUACAGGGAAAUCUCUUCGUUCCAAUGGAAGCGGACGGUUUCGUGUCCCGGCGAACGUCCGUGGAUACGCCAGGCGUCGACAGCCGGGUCACGGGCGCUGCAGCCGGGGCAGAGCUGCGGAUGCUGGGCGGAAGGCUCCUGGAGGCCACGGGGGGGUUCGUUGGUUCUUUUUCACCAAGAAUGUCGGGGGAGCACGACUUUGUCCCGAUGCUGCAUCGGGCAACGCCAGAGACCUCGACCUCUGUGGAGCCAGAAAUAGACUAUGAAGGACUGCCUCAAGGAUCAGCCACCAGCACACACAUGUUGGCAGGAUCCGUGGCUGGCAUCAUGGAGCACUGCCUUAUGUACCCCAUCGACUGUGUCAAGACUCGCAUGCAGAGCCUACAGCCCGAGCCAGGAGCGCGCUACAGGAACGUGAUGGACGCCUUGCGGCAGAUCGUACGAACUGAAGGUGUGUGGCGACCAAUCAGAGGCGUGAACGUGCUGGCGGUGGGGGCGGGACCUGCACAUGCUCUCUACUUCGCGUGCUACGAGAAGAUCAAGUUCUCGCUCAGUGACGCUAUUCAUCCUGGCACGAACAGCCACUUUGCAAACGGAGUGGCAGGCUGCAUGGCCACAGUGCUGCACGACGCCAUCAUGAACCCAGCUGAAGUUGUGAAACAGCGUAUGCAGAUGUUCAACUCGCCGUACCGCGGCGUGUUGGACUGUGUGGGCUCUUUGCUGAGACGUGAAGGCCCCGCCGCCUUCUACCGCAGCUACACCACCCAGCUGACCAUGAACGUGCCCUUCCAAGCGCUCCACUUCAUGACCUACGAGUACCUCCAGGAGCUCCUCAACCCUCACAGACAGUACAACCCUUCCUCUCACGUUGUGUCCGGCGCCCUGGCUGGAGCUGUGGCCGCCGCCGCCACGACUCCGCUCGACGUCUGCAAGACCCUCCUCAACACGCAGGAGGCUCAGGCUAUUCACGUGAUCCAAGCAGAGGCGGCGACGGCAGGCGGAGCGGUCGGAGCCGCCGCCUCGGCCUCUGGCAGCCGACACAUUUCUGGCCUGGGCGAGGCUUUUCGGACGGUGUACAGGAUGGGAGGCAUGCCGGCCUUUUUUAAAGGCGUCCAAGCCCGCGUCAUCUACCAGAUGCCCUCCACCGCCAUCAGCUGGUCCGUCUACGAGUUCUUCAAAUACAUCAUCACCAAGCGGCAGCACGAGAGACGGCUGCGUGGAGAUCGAGACGGAGACAAAUAAACACCUGGCAAAUCAAAGGUUUAUCUCUCCAUGCUGAUCAGUGGAGUCGGUAUUGAUUUCUAAACAUCCGAAGGAAUUAAAAGCUCUUAGAUUAUCUGAGCAACAAGUAAGCUUAUAUCUUGUUUACUGAAUUAUAAUGGUAUCUGAUCUAGUUCAGUGCAGGUGAGGACAGAUAGAGGUGAGGCAGGGCUUUCAUUAGUGCAUCAGUACACGUGCAGAAGAAGAAGGCCUCGAAGUGGCAGGAAGUUCUGGUUCUGACUGUUCAUUAUCGUGUCCAACUUGACAAACUCCUCUCACUGGUUUUCUAGGAGAAACACUGUGGAGGCAUAGCGAAGUUUGAAUUUGUCCCUAUGAAUAAGAAGUGCUCACUUCCUCUCUACCUGGUGCAGUUGGUAAGAAUAACUGAAUGUCUGAUUUAAAUCCCGCACAUUGGAUUAAAAAAAUCAAAGGUAAAAGUGUGUCAGAGCUUUAGUUUUAGGACCUUUACGUUCACUUCCAAUGAAUUUAUUGUAGUAGUUUUGUGCAUAUUGUCUAAAUUAAUUUAAAAAGAAAAAAAUGUCACAAUGAAAAGACUGGGAGACCCUUAAACCUCAUGGUUACAAAUUAAUGUAUUUAAACCAAAACAAAACUGCACGUUAACCUCCCCUUUCUGACCACAAGGGGGCGCACUGGACAACCACUAUGCUAAUUCUGUUGUGCUAUUUGCAGAUGCUGAAAUAUUACAGAGGAACACAUUUUAAUUGGAUAUUUUUCACAAUGUACUUGCCACUCAGCAAAGAGUAAAAGAGUGUUUAUUUUAAGUGGACUAAGGAACUCCCUGACGUUGGAUCCCAGCCUGUCGGGUAUUUUCUCAAUUUCAAGAGACAGAUUUAGUUAGGAAAUACUCAAGUAUUCAGCACUUGAGUUGAACGGGUAUGAGUGUGUGUGUGUGAGAGGGAGAGCAGAGCUGACUGGAUUUGAUCUCAGCAUGGCUUCUCUGUGCUUUUCACUGCUUAACAUUAAUUACUGAAGAUUAGGGUCAAAUAAAAGUGAGGGAGAGUUCUUGAAAUGACCGUAGGAAGAGAGGUUUUGUGUUGCAAGAGCAUCUUCCACAAGCACUAGUGUUCAAAAGUUUGGGGUCACUUAGAAAUGUCCUUAUUUUUGAAAGAACGACGUUAACAUUAAAUGAAUGAUAAAUCCAGUCUAGACAUUGUUAAUGUGGUAAAUGACUAUUCUAGCUGGACACAGCAGAUUUUUAGUGGAAUAUCUCCUUAAAGAGGAACAUUUCCAGCAACCAUCACUCCUGUGUUCUAAUGCUACAUUGUGUUAGCUUAAAAAGCUCAUUAGAAAACCCUUGUGCUCUUAUGUUAGCACAUGAAUCAAAGUGUGAAAUUGUCUGGAUGACCCCAAACUUUUGAACAGUCGUGUACAUGUUUUUGACUUUUCCAUUGGAGCCAUUAGAGGAUUCGUUACUGAUGAGCUCAUAGAUGGUUCUGGCAGAUUUCAAAUUUAUUUUCAGAAAUGUAUCCAUCAAAUGGAAGUUGUUAGAAGCUCAGUGCAACAGAAUAUUGAACAGAUUAAUAAAAUCCAUUGAACUGGAAAAGGUUCUACAGUACUUCAUACUAGAGCUGUUCAUAAACUGAGGAGUGUAGUCCGUGCAUAUUGAAAGUUGUGAAUAAAAAUUAUUUUUCUGAUUUUCUUUUUUUUUUUUAAAUCGCACAGCAUUCUCGCACUUAAAAACUUUUAUAUUUAGGAGAGAAUUAAGGUUGAAGAGAGACUGCUUCUAAACAUGCCUUCAGUUAGCAGCACACAGUUAGAUCCUCAGUGAGAUGCAACGUGUUUGAAGCCAUAAAACGGAGAGAUUGCAUAUAUGUAUAAAUCUGUGCAAAUAUAAUCUCUAACCAGCUGAGUUUUGAGGCUCCUAUGUUCAGUGACAUAAAUAUGACAUUGUACAAGUUUUCUUAAGACUAUGCUGUAAAAAAAUGCAAGUUUUUUUCAACGCACAAAUUCCUCAUGUGGAAAGUAGCAAAAAGGAAAACCUGGAUUAUUUUCAAAUCAAACAGCCCAUAUAUGUGUGUGUGUGUGUGUGUGUGUAGGAGGAAUAAAUGGAUAAAGAGUAUUUAAAAAUGAUUGUAGGAGUGUUCCUCGUGUGAAGCGUGAAGUUUCAAAAUUGGGAAACCAAAGAUGAAGAGCAAUAGAGAGUGAGAGCAGGAGAGGAAGCAGUGGUUUGUCAGACACUAAUGUGAAAUGCUUGAACGCUGUUUGAAGGCGACACCUGUAUUUUGUGAAUUGUAAAUAAACUUGCUAAGGCAGCUCCUCGCAGAAGCAGGGUCUUCUCUUGGUGCUGGCUCUCCAAGCGCUGAGAGACUAUGAA